This is a messenger RNA of Penicillium daleae, 2202 nucleotides long. RefSeq lists its product as uncharacterized. The transcript has 3 exons. Gene Ontology annotation, cellular component: telomerase holoenzyme complex. Gene Ontology annotation, biological process: nuclear-transcribed mRNA catabolic process, nonsense-mediated decay. The record is from RefSeq and is a predicted model, not a curated record. Bases 1 to 2202 code for a protein of 733 amino acids. Gene Ontology annotation, molecular function: protein binding; telomerase RNA binding; telomeric repeat DNA binding. Lineage: Eukaryota; Fungi; Ascomycota; Eurotiomycetes; Eurotiales; Aspergillaceae.
AUGUGCUCCUCAGCUAGUCUGCCACUCUCUGCUGGCAUUCUACCAGAUGACUGUACUGUGGAUACCUCCAGUAGUCAAGGAGCCCGAGUGUCGAAAGCAUCCUCGCGCACAAAAUUAGCUCGCGCAGAGAGAGUCCAUCGCAGAGACAGCUCAAGAACUAUUAGAGAGCGGGAUCGAAGGCGGUCCACGUCCGCUUCGAAUCAACCUACCAGCUAUGAUGAUACCAGUGCUGGGGUACUGUCAAAGGACUUGCUCACGGACGAAUCGGAGCUGACCAGAGAUUCUGAUUAUCACCCAAUACAUGAUGAGAAUUUGCGAUUGGGAUUGCGAAGAUUUCAUUCAACGCCCGCGACGCCUCCUAAGAAAGGAGUUGGCGGCGGCGGUAAUGAUGGGCAUCAAGAUGGGACUGGAGCUGGGGUUAGAGAUGAUGAUUUAAUGCAAAUGGAACUUGAUGAUGAGCCACCUCCUCAACAAAAUCCAGGGAAUGAAUCCAAUGAUGGGCGCAGUGACCAGUAUUCGUCUGGUUCCUCGAAGGAGCCGUCAUCCGAGUCACAGUAUUCGGACACACCACCGAUGUUUAGACAGCCACAGACCAACCCAAUUACAGAAGAGCAGCUCAUCAACGAGGUUCGAAUGAUCUAUUCCGGGCUGGUCAUGGUGGAAAGGAAAUGCAUUGAGGUCGACAAGGAACAAACUGAAUCCAAAGCCCAAUUAUCAGACACCCAGUGGCAAGCAAUGAUAUCUUUGCAUCGAACACUGCUCUAUGAACAUCACGACUUUUUUCUCGCAUCCCAGCACCCAUCCGCCAGUUUGGUGUUACAGUCUCUUGCUGGAAAAUAUGCAAUGCCUGCGCGAAUGUGGAGAUACGGCAUUCAUUCGUUCUUGGAGCUGCUUCGACAAAAGCUUCCGGACUCCUUGGAAUACAUGCUAAACUUCAUCUACCUCGCGUACUCGAUGAUGACGCUAUUGCUUGAAAGCGUUAUCGUGUUCCGUGAGACUUGGAUCGAGUGUCUUGGAGAUCUAGCACGAUAUCGUAUGGCUGUGGAAGAGUCAGAUAUGAGAGACCGGGAGGUUUGGGCCGGAGUCUCGCGAUAUUGGUACAAUCAAGAUGCUGAUAGCAGCCCUGACGUGGGCCGUAUCCAACACCAUCUUGCAGUAUUAGCUCGUCCAGAUGUGCUUCAACAGCUUUUCCACUACACGAAAGCGCUAGUGAGUGUACGUCCUUUUCCUAAUGCGCGAGAGAGUGUGGUGCUUCUUUUCAGUCCGUAUAGUGGACAGCAGAAAGCUUUGAGUCAACAUACUUUGAAUCAACAUACCAUGGUUACUGCGUUCAUUGCCACUCAUAGUGCCUUGUUCAAUGAAUGGCCGGCUGAUCAAUUUAUUACUUUGGCAAACCACUUUUUGUCACUCUUGCGAGAUGAAGCUCGGUACCUGGGCCGCCAGGGUCAAACAGGAGUUUAUAUUAUGUCGUGUAAUAUCGCGUCUAUCCUUCAAUACGGCGACACUGACCCUGGUAUGGCUAUGGAAAUUUGUCAAAAAGACCACCAGUCAGCCACAGAAAACUAUAAACUCGCAAUUAACUGGACGUCGGGCUUGGACUUGGACUUGGAAACCAAGAUCAAGGAGGCUGGCGAACCAACAGAUCCAAGCGUCCUUCUCCCUCGAAUGGCCCUGCAAGGCAGUGCCCUCACUUUCCACUCAAUCUCCGUCCUACUCGACUAUAUCGAUGAUCCUAGCAUAUAUCCAACCCUACAUCCGAACGUUAUGCAGCAAGUCGAGAAAUUCAUCCCUUGGACCAGUAUCGCAAGGUUCCUCAACGCCCUCAUUGGGCCCGACAUCAACUUCGACAAGACUGAAGACAAGGCUUUCCUACAGUACGAUGGCGCUGCUCGUUACCUCCCAGAGGACUUUCUCAUUCGUGGUCAAUCAUGGAGCCAACUCUAUUUUCCCGAUGAUUUUUUCAAAGAUGCCCCCUCGGAGGAUGAGAGACCUGUUAUUGAACAACCUUUCAUUGCCAUCCCCCGCAAGCACAGGUGCCUCUGGUUAGGCGUGCGAAUAGCAACGUUCGAUCGCUGGAUAACAUAUAUCAACCGCAGAUUCAGCAUCACUCAGCGUGCGCUCGGGAAUGCGUCGAUUGCGGAGUCUUGUGGAGGCCUCAAUAGCAGACCAUCUAGACCAUUUUUUGGACACCACGACACGUGA